GGAGCCCCGAGACACAAAGAGUGACACAGAAUCCACUGAGAACAUGAGUCUGGAUGGGUACCAUCCCGCCUCUCCUCCUGCAGUAGCCAGCCCUGGCCCAGAGAAAAUGAGAACUCUCAGCCCUUCUGGGUCCAACGCAUCCAGCUUGACUGUCCCUAUCCGCUCCAGAGAGGCUCUUCCCUCCGAUUCAGACAGUGAAUCUCGUCUAGGGAGCCGGGGUACUGCUUCAGCAGAUGAGAGUGAAACUUUAUUCAAGAAGAAUCCCAGGAUAAGUCAGAGAUCUUCGGAAUACACCAAGUCAGUGAUCGACCUGCGACCGGAGGUGCCCAGCAGUGAAACUGGGUCUCUUGGAGACAGAAGCAAGUCUGUGCCGGGCCUCAAUGUUGACAUGGAGGAGGAGGAAGAGGAAGACAUUGACAGCCUGGUAAAGAUUCACCGGCAGAGGACAGCCAGGGGCAGCAUGCGUAGCGGCGUGUCCUCGAGCACUUUGGGAAGCAUGGUCAGCAUUUACAGCGAGGCCGGUGACUUCGGCAACAUCUGCGUGACGGGGGAGAUUGCCUUCUCCUUGAGCUAUGAGCAGAAGGUGGAGAUCCUGUUCAUCCAUGUGAAGGAAUGCCGCCACCUGGCUUACGCUGAUGAGGCCAAGAAGCGCUCCAACCCGUAUGUGAAGACGUACCUUCUUCCAGACAAAUCCCGACAAGGGAAGCGCAAAACCACCAUCAAACGGAACACUGUCAACCCCCAGUACAAUGAAAUGCUAAAGUAUGAGAUCGAUAAGUCCCUGCUGAUGACCAGGACUCUGCAGUUCUCAGUCUGGCAUCACGAUCGCUUUGGCCGAAAUAUGUUCUUGGGAGAGGCAGAGGUUCCGAUGGACUCCUGGAACUUUGAGAACCAGUUGGAGGAAUGCCUCCCACUGCAUGGCAAGGUUGGUGUUGACUCGGCUGCCUCCCCUCAAUAUAAAGGCGAGCUGGUGGUUUCCUUAAAAUAUAUCCCACCUGCUAAGCAUCCCAAUUCAGGGAAGGGACGAAAAGGCAAAAGAGAAGAAGGAGGUGAACUGCAGGUCUGGAUCAAAGAGGCCAAGAAUUUGACAGCCGCCAAAUCUGGGGGGACGUCUGACAGCUUCGUCAAGGGGUAUUUGCUCCCUCUGCGGAACAAGGCUACCAAAAGGAAAACCCCGGUUGUAAAGAAGAGCCUAAAUCCCCACUACAACCACACCUUAGUCUACAACAGCGUCGCAUUGGAAGAACUGCCCCACAUCUGUCUGGAGCUUACUGUGUGGGACCGAGAGCCCCUGUCCAGCAACGACUUCCUGGGAGGAGUCCGGCUGGGGGUUGGAAAUGGAAUGAGUAACGGUCAGAUGGUAGACUGGAUGGACUCUACGGGUGAGGAGAUCAGUCUGUGGCAGAAGAUGUGCAAGUACCCGGGGUCUUGGGCAGAAGGAACGCUUCCUCUUCGCCCCACCAUGGCUAGGCCGAAGCCGUGACCUUGUUCUUGCUGGACUGGGGACUGAAAACGGGAGGCCAAGGAGGA
Messenger RNA from Euleptes europaea (tarantolino), 1530 nucleotides. RefSeq names its product synaptotagmin like 4 (gene SYTL4). The transcript has 12 exons. The record is from RefSeq and is a predicted model, not a curated record. Gene Ontology annotation, molecular function: phospholipid binding; neurexin family protein binding. Gene Ontology annotation, biological process: exocytosis. NCBI's taxonomy places the organism in Eukaryota, Metazoa, Chordata, Lepidosauria, Squamata, Sphaerodactylidae. Gene Ontology annotation, cellular component: exocytic vesicle; plasma membrane. Bases 44 to 1483 code for a protein of 479 amino acids.